UUUGUCGCCAAGACCGAUCCGUGGAAAGCGACCGAGAUCAACGAAAAGAUCCUCGGCGCCGCCCUUGCCGGAUCCGACUUCCUCAGUGCGUGCUUUGGGCAGCACCUCAACGCCGCCAGAUUUGCCCUGCAGGAGCUGCGCAGAUUCUCGUUUUCGAAAGAGCAGAUGCCGAAACUUGAGGGAGCCGUGCUGCCACUAGUUGCGAGCGCGCAGAGGUACUUAACCACUUCUACACAUCUUUCAUGAGAAUAAGUAGAGCUGUUUUUAUGUCUUUUUUAAAUUUAAAACGUGAUGAAGAACGACUGCUUUGAAAAUGCACAAUAACACUCUACUAAAAGCAUCAAUCUUUCCUACCCAGGCACUUCCAGCUUGCAGCGGAGCCUCUCGAAUCGGACGAAGCGGAGCAAUGCCUGUGGAGCGCCUGUUCCGAGCGAGAGUUUACGGAGCUUCGGCCCGCGGAAACAAAACAGAUUCUGCAGCAGAACCUCGCGACGCUCCGGCGAAAAGUUAACCCCAAAAACGCGCCAACCGUGCAGAUCGCGGGCCUGUGCAUUCAGUUUCGACUGUGGGAGGACGCGUUCGUGACCAUCGAGCGGGCCGCAGAGCAACGGGGAAAGAAAUCGAAGCGAAAGAAGCCGAAAGAUCCGGAGGCCGAGGAGCACCGAAAGCGGGCGAUAGAAAGUUUGAUCCGACAGUGCAAAGACAGCCACUCUGCUUUCUACUGGGAGAUGUUUUUGGAAGAUGAACCGCAGCGAGCCGCACGCCGCCUGCAACAGUUGCCCAUCGGCAGCGCGGAGACGCCGAAAGAGCACCUUGUGGAGGGACUUCGAAAAUUGACCGGCCUCGGCAGCGGGAACGACGAAAGCACGCGCAUCGCUACUGCGGAACGCAGUGCGCGCUACUUUUUCGUGGCGGCCCGAACCGCAAACUGCAGUGCUGCCGAUCGGCAACCUGCGUUGCGCGUCGCGUGCGGGUUGCUGAAUCACGCGUGGAAACUGAGACUCACCGAGAAGAGGAAAGACAGCGCGAGCACAGAGCCGAUUACGCAAACGCUCGGUUGGUACAAAAGCGGCUUGCUCUACCUCGCCGCGCUCGCCAGUUUGUACUGCACAGACAUGCAGCAGAAGCUCGGAUCCCCGGCCGACGAGAGCGCGUUUGAAAAGGCCUUGGCGGCGUACAAGGAGGAGUGUGCCAAGUUGCAGGCGAUGAAAUGCAACGACGCGGGGCAGAAGCUCCAAGAGGAAGAGAAGCAAAAACUAAAAGAUCUGAAGUUCGAACACAACGCGGAAAUGAUACGCUUUGGGUUUCGAGAGAACGACUUGAUGAAAGAGAUGGAAAAACAAGCGGAUACGCAGAUGCUGCGCAGAUUCCAGAUCACAAAGUUCAAGCCGCUGCUGUAUCGGUUUGUCGCCAAAAUGGUUGUAGAAAGUGAGAAAACUGACGGCUGCUACUUCCUAUGUCCUUGUUGCCAGACCAAGGAAAUUGGAAGAUUCAUCACGUACGAGGAAUGCCACGCGAAAUGGUAUCUCGAGCGUGCAAGGAAGAAACAACACGAAGUGUUUCAUGAUUGCGUCGAGGAGGCAGACUUUGAAAACGGGGAGUGGUGCACAGAAUUGGAACGACUUGAGAAACCGCUGUUAGCGCUUGCGCUGUCCUCCAUGGAGAGUGAGCUACUAAAGGCCGCGGGACUAGUGAAGGAAAAGAACGCCGAGCUGGAAGACCUCGACGAAAAAGCUAAACACUUAGACGAAAUAUUUCUGGCCAACGUGAAAUUCCCGCUGCUGGAUCCGAGUACUCCGCAACUCGGAAUAGACGUCGCCCGGGCGAAAGAGUGCUUGAAAAAGCGCAUGGCCAGCGUGCAGAAAAAGGUAAACAAGACCGAUGGCCAAUUACGCAACAAAACCAAGAUGAUCACACCGCAGAGCCUAAUUGAUGGUCCAACGCCCCUCGUUUACGAGUGUCUCCAUCUGCGAUUUACCGAAGAAAAACACCAAGAUGACUACGACGUACUGGAAUUCUUUCAAGAGCUGUGGCAGGACCACGACGAACCUCUGGAAUUGGUGAUCAAGGCAGAACGAAAGAAGCACGUCAACAGCCUCAAUCUUGCGCGUGACCAGCUGCUGCAAAAAGUUGCUCACCGGAAAGCGGACGCGCUCCAAGAAUGGGAAAAUGACGUCGGAGUGGACUUCUGGAGUGUGUCGUACCAUGAGGAUCAACCCUACUGGGCGUUGGUGACUUUGUGUAACCGACGUCUGCGGCAUGUGUGGAAGCCUUUGGUUCCUGGAAGUAAAAUCGGGAAUAAAACGUCGAAUAGCGGCAAACAAAGGCAGUACAGAAAGCCACCAGGAGCAGCCGCUGCGUCCACCUCUACAACUGCAGAUAAUCUUGCGGCGGCCGCGGCGGAAGUCGCACAACAGGAACAGCUGCUCUUUCCCAUGAUCGAUGCGUUUCUCCGAUCAUUUUCUCAGCUGCAGCAACCAAAAGCUAAACAUAAAGCGAAAUCGGAACAGCGACCCAUUGAGAGGCCCGGUGAUGUUGACCCGCGCUCGACGCCCCAGACGGCGAGACUCAUCGCCCACAUUGGCGCGCCGGACGAUUUCGAGCUCGUCUUAACGGACCCGAGCGAAGCCGUUUGGCUCCACCACGAGAUUAUCAUGGCGGAGGCCGAACACGCAAGGAUCGCGGAGAAAUUCACCGACGGCCGAAAGCAACUGCAGGACGACAAACAGCGACUGCAGCUGAAACAAGAGCUUGUGAUCUCGAUGCAAGAGACCAAAAUCCGAGAAGCGAAAAAACAGAUCGACGCAGACAAGGCGGAGUUUCAGGAACGGAGAAAAAAGCAGAAAGAGGAAAUCGAAAACCGGGAAAACGAUGUGAAGAGCCAGCCGGGGGUGCUGGAGGUGUGGUUUCGCAGGCUGCUGAUCGAGGACGGAAAGAUACCGGAGAACCGCAGCUGGGUCCGGCAGUUCAAGGAAUCCAGCUACAUGAGCUUCCUCCACCGCAUGAUGUUGAAAUCAGGGUCCGUCGGGAAAAAGGUGGCGGAGGUGACUUUGGGGAAACGGGGCCAGGAAAAAUCCGUCGCGGUCAGCGACGUCAAGGAGUUCUUCACGAAACACGCCCAGGAGCUCUGCACAAAGAUCUGCGACCACACGAGCCCAGGACGGAACGGAGUUCUCACUGUGCCCGAUCUCGAUAAGCCACCAACCUUCCACGAGCAAGACGAGCGCGCGGCGCGCGACAUCCUCGAACAACUGGAAAGCGCAAUGCCAAGGCUAAUCGCGAUCGACGAAGAAAUAAAGGGAAAAAGUACUGCGAAAAGCGGUGGGGCUUCGGAACAACAACGAUGUUCCGAACCCACCAACGACCCGGGACUGAAUCCCCCCUCGUCCGCGACGAGCAAACGAAAAACCGGGAAGAAUGCCCCGAACCCGGAAAACCAAAAACCCCAAGAACGCAGACAAACUCGAAAAGAACGGCAGGAAGAGGCCCGCGCGGCGGUACGAGAGGCUGCUAUUGCGUCAGCGUCCGCGUCGUUAGCAGCCUCAAGCGCGACGGAAGAAGAGGCAGAGAUGCUGGAACAAUCUGCCUCCGAUGACGAGGAACAGAUUGAGGAUCUUGUAGAAGACCCAUGGAGAGUUUUUGAACGACAUGACGCGAUUUCAUAAACAUCAAACAAGUUUUUUCAGCAAAUCUUUCCACCAAAUGAAGUAUUCCACCGAAUGAAAUAUUCCACCGAGAACAAUUCCAC
Molecule: messenger RNA, 3748 nt
Organism: Amoebophrya sp. A120
Lineage: Eukaryota; Dinophyceae; Syndiniales; Amoebophryaceae
Source: the annotation of a GenBank genome assembly